Dichotomopilus funicola is the source of this 876-nucleotide messenger RNA. RefSeq lists its product as uncharacterized. Bases 1 to 876 code for a protein of 291 amino acids. Gene Ontology annotation, molecular function: oxidoreductase activity. The record is from RefSeq and is a predicted model, not a curated record. Lineage: Eukaryota; Fungi; Ascomycota; Sordariomycetes; Sordariales; Chaetomiaceae. The transcript has 2 exons.
AUGGCGGAACGUCUCAACCAGAUCGCCCGCCAACUCAACUACCCCAAGGGCCUGCUCGCCGGCCAAGUCGCCGUCAUCACCGGCUCGGGCCAAGGCAUCGGGGCCGAGUGCGCGAGACUGUUCGCCAACGAGGGCGCAAAAGUGGUGGUAUCCGACAUUGACGCCGCCAAAGCAGAGGAUGUAGCCUCCAAGAUCAGAGCCAACGGCGGUGAAGCCCUCGCUGUGCCCGGCGACUUGCUCAAGGACGAGUCCAUCAAGGAACUCGUCAAGAAAGCGGCCGAGUUUGGCGGUGGCAAGAUCCAUAUCCUCGUCAACAACGCCGGAUUUACUUGGGACGCUGUCAUCCACAAGAUGACCGACAAACAAUGGGACACAAUGCUCGCCAUGCACGGCACAGUCCCGUUCAAACUCAUCCGCGAAGCCGCCCCCUACUUCCGCGUCAAAGACAACGAACCCCGCAACAUCAUCAACAUCUCGUCCACCUCCGGCCUGCACGGCAAUGCAGGCCAGCUCAACUACGCCAUGGCCAAAGCCGGCGUCGUCGGGCUAACCAAGACCAUCGCCAAGGAAUGGGGCCCGGCCUUUGGCGUGCGUGCGAACACAGUGGCCUUUGGGUACAUCGAGACGCGAUUGACGGCGGAGAAGGAGGCUGGAGCGUUUGUGGUGGUGGACGGGCAGAAGGUGGCGUUGGGGAUUCCGGGGAAGCAGAAGACGGCUAGGGCGGCGGUGGGCGGGCCGGGCCCGCAUGCGGAUAUUCCGUUGAGGAGGCCGGGGAGUGCGACGGAGGCCGCGAGUGCGGUGUUGGCUGUGGCGUCGCCGUUGAGUUCGUAUAUUACUGGGCAGACGAUCAGUGUGACGGGCGGGCGGAAUAUCUGA